Molecule: messenger RNA, 324 nt
Organism: Symbiodinium sp. CCMP2592
Lineage: Eukaryota; Dinophyceae; Suessiales; Symbiodiniaceae
Source: the annotation of a GenBank genome assembly
AUGCUUCCACUGAGGUUCGGCGUCCCGCAGCGGCAGAAAAAUCAGAUAAAGGAGAACAUCAUCGGCAACGCGCAGCAAGAGAAUGAUGCGAAACUUGCGCAAGAGAUGGCGAAUGGAAUUUUACCGGCUGAAUCCGUGGAGUCACAUGUGCUUCUGGUAGAAGAUGGCGAUGGCAAGGACGAUGGCAGCAGUGCGAAGCGGCCCUGCGGAGCAGGCUGUGCCUGGCAAAGCACAUUUUGCCAAAGCCCAGAGGGCGAGCUACAAAAACCUCACGCCGGCCAGGUGAAAACUGAUGGUGCAGCUUCGGGCAUGGUGGGCAUUUGA